AUGACGUCGACAAUCGGUAUUCCCAUCAAGCUCCUCAACGAGGCGCAAGGUCACAUCGUCACCCUGGAGAUCACCUCAGGCCAGACGUAUCGCGGCAAGCUCCUCGAAGCCGAGGACAACAUGAACGUGCAGCUCAAGGAUAUCACCGUCACGGCACGCGACGGCCGGGAAUGCUCCCAUGUUCCGAAGUCGCAACGCGAGAGGUCGUGGUGUCGGUCUAGCCAGAGGACGAGCGACGGUCAGCAGAGCGAGAGCGAGUGGACGCGGAGGCCGAUGAGCGGGUGCAGAGUAGCAAGCAAGCUGGUUGUCUGUUUCGAUAUUGACCGGCGCCAUUUUCUUUAA
This is a messenger RNA of Daldinia caldariorum, 342 nucleotides long. RefSeq lists its product as uncharacterized. Lineage: Eukaryota; Fungi; Ascomycota; Sordariomycetes; Xylariales; Hypoxylaceae. Gene Ontology annotation, cellular component: catalytic step 2 spliceosome; U1 snRNP; pICln-Sm protein complex. Gene Ontology annotation, biological process: spliceosomal snRNP assembly; RNA processing. The transcript has 3 exons. The record is from RefSeq and is a predicted model, not a curated record. Bases 1 to 342 code for a protein of 113 amino acids. Gene Ontology annotation, molecular function: RNA binding.